AUGCAGAUUCACCUGAUUCAGUCUACCCUGGGUUACGGAACUGUGUUGUCAAGUGCAGCGCAGAACCAAACGCUUUUCAUACGGCCUAACAGUCACUUAGACUUCUCUCUCUGUGUGUGUCACUGCAUUUGUCGAACCCUCGCCCUGACACAGGGUGUUGCACUGGAAAGUGGUUUGCAUGUGGAGGUCGUCUGCUGCGCGAGCGACAGUGAAAUUACCGGAAGUGUGCCCGUGGAGAGAAGAUGUGCGAAAGAUCUUCAGCAAGUACGUCAAAACUUUGUGCAGCGCCUGAAGAAACCUGAUGCUCUGACAAUGCUGCAGGAGGAGUUCUCCCUCACUGAGAAGGAGGCAGAGAUCAUCUUUGAGCUCUUUGACAAGGACCAGAACUGCGAGCUUAGCCUGUGGGAGUUCCAACAGUUCUACACCACGGUGGGCGCAAAUGCCCACGAAAUGAUAGAUUCCUUUCAUAAGCUGGAGAAAGAUCACAGUGGGACUAUCGACAUUGAACAAGCCUGGGACACGUUGAGGAAAAUGAAAACAGAAGAGGGGAACCAACUGCGCGAUGAAGAUAUCGAAAUGCUGCUAAAAACCACGGCUGGAGAGGAGAAAGUUAUCACCCUUCCAAAGUUCAUUAACCUGAUGUGUCGUUUGAAAGUGUACCGUUCGUAGUGAGAGAAAAUCAUGGCACUAGAAUCGAAAACUUUAAAUGAAAUUUAAAAUGUUGCUAAAUCUUUUGUUUUAAAUCAGCUCGAAGAAUUCCAAAAGAUUGCCUUUAUGUCAUAGAGUGGAGAAAGGAGAGAAUACCAUCUAAGGGGACGCAAUACGCUUUUUUUGCCCACUUAAAGGAGAUAAAUUACCUCUCUUGUUGUGACUGAGCUUCUAUGAAAAAUGCUCAUAGCAUAUAAUAUGCUGUGAUAAGGCAAACAAUGUUCAUAAUGCUGUUUCUUCCUAUUAAUGUUUAUUAAACAAUUUUAUUUUAUCUUGGGAUAAAUCAUAUUUUGAAAGUAAUUGACAGAUACACCUUUAUUUAUGUAUUUUAUUUAUGAAGUGACCCUAUUGUGCACUUAUUUAAUAGUUGUAGAUAGAAUCAAUGCUAUAUCAAUUAACUUGCACAGAAAAUAUCACUUCUCACAAGAAAUUCGAGAAUGGGAACAUCCUAGUCAGCAUAUUUCUUAUGUUACAAAAUUUGUUUCAUCAAAAAUUGUGGAUAUGGUGCUGUGAGUCGUGAGUGCAACAUGCAGUUCUUUCUUUUGUUCAUUGUCACUUUUUAUGUAACAUUUCAUGUUCAUCAUCAUUAUAAAAGUAACUUAGCCAGUCUUCAGUUUUAAUUUAUCAUCUCCUGAAAUAUUCCUUUAGACUUGAUUUACUGUAGUCUCGGACAAGAUAGAGUAGACUUGAUGGUAAAAGUCAUUAAAAUAAAAACAAUCUUCUUCUCUUCACGUUUAAAACAAGUAAAACCUAAUUUUCUUUAUAAACUUUGCCAGACUCACAGGACAGGGCUUUUAAAUUGUUAGCCAUAUAAAGUCCAUCAUUUAUUUCUCUGCACUACAAAGCACUGAAAAAGUCAUUCUGUUUCUUUCCUGUUGUUGGCUAUAAUGAGUAACUUUGGGGAAGGGAUGGGGUUACAUUCAUUAUUUUAGACUUGCUAGUUGUACAUGGGUAUACAUAUCUGCAUCAUACAGGGCAAACUUUAAGAAUCUCACCCAUUUUGGCGUAUCUGAUCCUAAAAUGACUAUACACAUUACACAUAAAAUACCACCACUGUAAUAUUUAUUCUUUUUAACUAUUUACCUGAUCCAUAUUUUUAUAAGGACUGCAAUAUUCUUUUAAAAUUUAGUUUGUUAAUGUGAAAGGCUAGUCCAUAGUUUGACAUUACAGCUGCAUGUAUAUCUAUUUAAAUUCCAACAUAUUUAGGACUGCUUUUGCCAGCUACCUGUAUAUUAUUGCUACAUCUAGAAUACCCUAAGAUUGUUUUCAUUACUAUUCAUGCAUAUUUUAAUAAUUAACACAGCACAUAGUUCAUGUUAAGCAUGUAACAUGCCUCAAUUCAUUGCAAUUAUGUCCUCAUUACAAAUACAAAAUAGGAUACUUAUGAAUGUUGGUGACAAGAAAGUGUGCUGGUGUGUAAACACAAAUAAACAUUGACUUCUCAUCCA
Molecule: messenger RNA, 2156 nt
Organism: Pomacea canaliculata
Lineage: Eukaryota; Metazoa; Mollusca; Gastropoda; Architaenioglossa; Ampullariidae
Exons: 3
Coding region: 1-669 (222 amino acids)
Molecular function (GO): calcium ion binding
Source: RefSeq, a predicted model, not a curated record